UCGCAAAAAAACCCUCGUCAUUCUCCACUCGACCACACCGAUCCACUCCUACGGCCUCCGGUCUCCCCCGGCGUCCCGACUCCGAGCCUCCGCCGCGAAGCCUCACCGACAUGGCGACAGCCGGUGGCGCCGCGCCGCCGGCAAUGGACGAGAAGGCGCGGCGCACGCGCGAUCUCCUCGCUAGCUUCUACAAUACCGACCCCUCCGCGGCCGCGGCCGCGGCCGUCACGGCGGCCCCCGCGUCCCUGGUGCGGCCCUCCCCCACCGCCGUCCCCGCGUCGCCCCUCGACUCCAUCAACGCUGCCUCCUUCGAUCCUGAGAUUUACAUGAACGUCCUGGUGCAACAAUCAAAUCUGGAAAGUCUUCUACAGAGGCAUGUGAAGAUGGCCGCCGAGAUCAAGAACCUAGACACAGACUUACAGAUGCUGGUGUAUGAGAAUUAUAACAAGUUUAUUAGUGCAACUGACACUAUAAAAAGGAUGAAGACUAACAUUGUUGGAAUGGAGGCAAAUAUGGAGCAGCUUCUUGCAAAAAUAACAUCAGUGCAAUCAAAAAGUGACACAGUGAAUACAUCUCUUUUCGACAAAAGGGAAAACAUAGAGAAAUUACACCGUACACGCAAUCUCCUCCGAAAAGUUCAGUUCAUAUAUGACCUGCCAACUCGGCUUAACAAAUGCAUCAAGACAGAAGCAUAUGCAGAUGCUGUAAGGUUUUUUACUGGAGCAAAACCUAUUUUUGAGGCCUAUGGUGAUACAUCCUUUCAAGAAUGUAAAAAGGCAUCUGAGGAGGCAAUGGAUUUAGUUAUACAACACCUUCAGGCAAAGUUAUACUCAGAUUCUGAACCUAUUGAAGCAAGAGCAGAAGCUGUAGUGCUUCUUAAACAACUGAACUUUCCGGUGGAUAACCUAAAAUCAAAUCUACUCGAGAAGUUAGAAGAUUGCCUCUUGAAUUUCCAGAAUGAGCCUACACAGGCUUCAAUAGGCAACAUUUCAAAGACAUUCCGUGCCUAUUUAAUAAUAUUUCCUGAUUCAGAGAGGCGUCUCAUUGAGCUUGCACAAGCUUUGUUCUCAAACCGGUAUGAAACAGUCAGAGAGAAUCUGAAGAAAAGAAUUCUGUCAACAGAUCUAUUGGCAAUGCUAUGUGCCUUGUGGGAGGACGCAAUUGACAUUGAUGAAGUUAUACCAGAGGCUGCACUACCAGCUUUUUCUUUGGAGACUACUCGAGAUAUUAUUAGGCAACACAUAGCAACUGUCUUUCUUCAUCUUCAAAGUGAAAUAUCAGAUGCACUGGUCAGAACACAUUCAACAUCAAGUGAGAAGUUAGAAGAGUCACAGCUGCAAACUGCGAUGGAAACAAGCAAAAUUAAAGUAUCCCAAGGAUGCAUAGAUCUCCUGCAGGAAUUUCACUGUCUCAUAGAUGGCAAUACAGAGUUGCUUGUAAAGCUGAGAGAUUUGAUUAUUGAUUGGGUACAAGAAGGUUUUCAAGAUUUUUUCCAGAAACUUGAUGGGCAUUUUCAUGUGCUUUCUGGGAGACGCAAGAGUUUCUCACAAGAGUCAAGUACUCUGGAUUCUGUGCAAAUUGAUAAGGUCCCAACAGUGUUGGUGCUUAUGCUUGCACAACUAUGUGUUUACAUUGAACAAACAACAAUUCCUAAAGUCACAGAGGAGUUGGCUUCUUCUUUUUCUGGAGGUGGUGCGCAUAGCUACGAAUAUGGACCACCUUUUGUACCUGGAGAGAUAUGCCGGCUAUAUCGUUCAUCCGGAGAAAAGUUCUUACACCAUUACAUAAAUAUGAAGACUCAGAAGAUCUCCAAACUUCUUAAUAAGCGAUUUACAACACCGGUCUGGACAAAGCACAAGGAGCCGCGGGAAGUGAACAUGUUUGUUGAUCUACUUCUCCUAGAGUUCAAUGGUGUGGUAUCUGAAGUCAAGCAGAUCUUACCUUGUGGUUUAAUUCGGCGACAUCGGCAUUCUGAUAGCACUGGCAGCACGACUUCCUCUAGAAGCAAUCCAAUGCGAGAAGACAUGUUGAAUCGAUCAAACACAAACCGUUCUAGAAGUCAGUUUCUAGAAAACCAUCUUGCAAAGUUAUUCGAGCAGAAAAUGGAAAUAUUUACCAAAGUUGAAUACACACAGGAAUCUGUAAUUUCUACUGUCCUCAAGCUCUGCCUGAAAAGCUUGCAAGAAUUUGUCCGUCUUCAGACUUUCAACAGAAGCGGAUUUCAGCAGAUUCAGCUGGAUAUGGAAUUUCUCAAGAGCUCCCUUAAGGAGUUUAUUGAUGAUGAAGCAGCUGUUAGCUUUUUACUCAAAGAGGUCAACAAUGCUGCCCAUGAGAGAUGUCUUGACCCAAUCCCUCUUGAGCCCCCCAUAUUGGAUAAGCUCAUAAAUGCAAAACUAGCAAAAAUUAAAGAGCAAAACCCAAAUAAGCAGUAGCUAUGCACAAAUUGGUAUCAUUUACUAGUAUUCAGUUCCAUCCAAUUGAAUAUACACUGUUUAGAGUCAUGCACGCAACUGCUUAUACUUGUGAGCAUGUAGCAUGUUGCCGCGUGUAAAUCUGGAGUCAGACUCGGACCGAAUCAACACUCCCCAAAAUACUAUACUUUAAUUGGAGGUGGUUGAGCUCUCCGCAUUCCUUUACUUUUCAAGCGACCAUCAUUUUUUUCUGCUGUACAUUUUCUUGAGUUCAGCUAGGGUCAGGAAAGUUGUGUCCUGGAUUUUAAUCAAACGGGCACUGCAAAGCUGUUGAAUGCAGAUAGAUAAAUACAGUAUUAUGAGGACGCUGCACAUGUAAACAUUAAGAGAUUGGCUACUAUGAUCAAGCACCGAGGACACCAACUUUAAGAGUAUCUCCUUUUGAAAAUCAAGGAUAAAGUUAUCAUGAUUAUGUAGUGAAUUUUGCUUGUUGGUAUUGCGAUUUUCCUUUUUAUGCUGAUUGUUUUGUUAAGUGCCCAUCUUCUGUUGUAUUAUCUGUAUCUUUCGACUAUAGCUUACAGUGACACAAUUUUUACCAGCAUAACAUGCUGCUUGUUUAUAACAUUUUGAUCUUUUACCAGCAUAACAUGUUGCUCGUUUAUAAUAUUUUGAGCUGUACUGCUAUACCUAA
Messenger RNA from Phragmites australis (common reed), 3102 nucleotides. RefSeq names its product vacuolar protein sorting-associated protein 51 homolog. NCBI's taxonomy places the organism in Eukaryota, Viridiplantae, Streptophyta, Magnoliopsida, Poales, Poaceae. The transcript is spliced from 21 exons. The record is from RefSeq and is a predicted model, not a curated record. The coding region runs from base 111 to 2432 and encodes 773 amino acids. Gene Ontology annotation, biological process: Golgi organization; Golgi vesicle transport; lysosomal transport. Gene Ontology annotation, cellular component: EARP complex; membrane; GARP complex.